Messenger RNA from Leguminivora glycinivorella, 8317 nucleotides. Its product is annotated as NFX1-type zinc finger-containing protein 1-like. Gene Ontology annotation, biological process: regulatory ncRNA-mediated heterochromatin formation. The record is from RefSeq and is a predicted model, not a curated record. NCBI's taxonomy places the organism in Eukaryota, Metazoa, Arthropoda, Insecta, Lepidoptera, Tortricidae. Bases 132 to 7985 code for a protein of 2617 amino acids. Gene Ontology annotation, cellular component: nucleus; nuclear RNA-directed RNA polymerase complex. The transcript is spliced from 29 exons. Gene Ontology annotation, molecular function: zinc ion binding; helicase activity.
CAGAGCUGGUGCGCAUUGACAUUUUCAGAGACUUCAAUAUCAUCAGUUACUGUUUUGAUACAUUCACCGGUACCGGGUAACCCCUCGCCGGCCUCGCCCAAAAGGGGCUUUCGCGGUGAAAACUCAUCACCAUGGACGAAGACCAUGGCGGAUCAGGUCCGCCAGGGCAAGAAGCUAAAGGUAUUACGCUAAAUGAUCGCAGUGAAGAACUUGCUGCUGAAAACCCUCGCAACAUCAGUAUUAGACCAAAUGAAGGUAGUGAAGGCAUUGCAGCUGUAAAUCUUGAAACUAGAAGAAGCAGCACAACUGGUGUUAGCGAAGGACUGACAGAUACAAGAUCUGAAACCAACAGCUGUAGCCUAAAUGAUGGUAGCGAAAAGGUCGCAGCUGUGACUGCGACUCCUGAAGCGAUUUGUAAGAAAUAUAGUGAAGGACGUCUCGAAAUGAGCGGCAGUGCUAAAAAUAAAAAUAGUGAAGUACUGCCUGUUACAAGUUCUAAAACCGGAAGUAGCGAUGCUCUCGCUGGUGCAUGCUUUGAACUCGGAGGCACAAGUGAAGAGAUCCAAGAACUAAGAGGUGCAAGUCCAAAAUCGGGACACCUGAACCCUAAUGCAAGCAGCGAAGAUAACGCUGUUGUAAGACAUGAUACCGACAACAAUAAUGCAAAUGAAGUUAUCAGAGACCAGCCAGCUGCAGCUGCUCCUGAAAUCAACAUCAGUAGCCCAACCGAAGACAGCGAAGGCCUCGCAGCUGAAAACUUUGAAACCAAGAAUUGUAGUACAAAUGAAGCUAACGAAGGAUUAUCGGUUAUACGAUCGGAAACCAUCAGCGAUAACCCUAAUAAAUGUUGCGAUGGAAUCGUGGCUACAAGCCAUAAAGACAUCAGCAGUAAUACAUGUGAAGAUAACGAGGUACUGUCAACUACAGGCCCGGAAACUGUCAGCAGUAGCCCAAAUGAAGAUACCGAUGGGAUCGCAGGUGUACAAGCAGAUACUAGUAUGCUUGCUGAAAGUACUAAAGAUCUCGCGGCUCCCUGCCCUGGAACCAACUGGCGAACAGGUGGCGAAAAACUAAUACACAACUGGCGAACAGCUGUUAACUCUAAUAGCACCUGCAACAUAAAGCCUAAUGUAACUACCGAAGAUCUUGCGAUUAAAACUCCUGGAGCUAAUAAGAAUAAUGCUGAGUCUGAAAAUAAAGACCCCAAUUCAGGAUCUGGAGUCCAAGCCACGGUUCCAACCUCUGGGUCCAGCAGCUCAGGUCCUAGCAAAUUUUAUAGGCCCCCACCCAUGCGCGCUAGACAACAAAAACAGAAUGAAGCUGGACUCGAAACAACACAUGCAUCUGUCCCUACUGUGCCAACAUUUGAGCAAUUUUUACUUCAGCAAACCAAGGAAAAGAAGAUAAAAGAACCAUUCGCUAAAGAAAGCAAGUAUCCAAAUAAAUCUAGUUUAGUUUGUCUCUCUAACCAAAGCCUAAAUAGUAAUGAGCAUGAACAUCCUCAAAGAAAACGCCAGCAAAGCACCUAUGUUCGGGACAUGUCUUGCAACACUUUGGAAGAGAUAUCCCGUUCUGAAAGUGUUAUUAUAAUAGAGAAGAUAAACCGCCAAAAGGAAGGCUUCAAGAAACUUAUCGAUUCGCCCCCAGAUUAUCGCAAUCGAGAUGUAUUCGCCCUAGUCUUUGAACUCGUAACAAACGUAUGGAAGUCUUCGUUCGAAGAAUCAAAAAAACUGCUGCUUUUGGAAAUAUGUAACUCUAAAUUCAUUGAUAAUUUACAAUUGUAUUUAAUGCAACUGCCUUACAUAGAGAGCCGUAGAGACAAACUGUUUAACAAGCAUUACUGGAUGAAGGAAAAGGAAUUUUGGAGCAACUUUAUGACCUUUUGUGAGUGUGUCAUAAAUGUGUCGCCGGCGACUGCGGUCAGAAAAUGUGGAGCGCUGAUUGAGGCCACUAGCAAGAGUUGCCUGGAGGGCUUAAAAGAAAAGCAUGACUUUGAACUACCCGAAGAAUAUGCGGCUAGAAUAACUAAUAUACGGGACCGAAUCAAAAAGCAGUCACAAAUUCAGAGAAAAAAGGAUACUACUGCUACAAUAGAACCUCUCGAGAGCUUUCGUGAGCUGAGCGUGCUGCCGUCGGGUGCGGAGCUGCUGGAACGGCGGCCGUUCCUGCGCGCCAACGUGGUGGAGGGCGCGUACGCGGACGUGGACCACUACCUGGACGUGCAGUUCCGCCUGCUGCGCGAGGACUGCUUCGGCCCGCUCAGGGAGGGGAUACGUAAGUCUCUACAUGAGGUCGGUGGGCCGCGAGCUGAGCUGCCGCUGCUGCAGCGGCGGCCGUUCCUGCGCGCCAACGUGGUGGAGGGCGCGUACGCGGACGUGGACCACUACCUGGACGUGCAGUUCCGCCUGCUGCGCGAGGACUGCUUCGGCCCGCUCAGGGAGGGGAUACGAGCGUGCUGCCGUCGGGUGCGGAGCUGCUGGAACGGCGGCCGUUCCUGCGCGCCAACGUGGUGGAGGGCGCGUACGCGGACGUGGACCACUACCUGGACGUGCAGUUCCGCCUGCUGCGCGAGGACUGCUUCGGCCCGCUCAGGGAGGGGAUACGUAAGUCUCUACAUGAGGUCGGUGGGCCGCGAGCUGAGCUGCCGUGAGCUGAGCGUGCUGCCGUCGGGCGCGGAGCUGCUGCAGCGGCGGCCGUUCCUGCGCGCCAACGUGGUGGAGGGCGCGUACGAGGACGUGGACCACUACCUGGACGUGCAGUUCCGCCUGCUGCGCGAGGACUGCUUCGGCCCGCUCAGGGAGGGGAUACAUCAAUACAUGGAAGACCCAAAGAAAAGAAAAUAUGACCACAUUCGAGUCUACCGCAAUGUGAAAUUUUUAAGACCAUUUUUCACACAAAAACAAUUUGGGUCUCUUGUGUUACUGGGCAAGGACACUGAAAAGAUGUUCAGGCAGACAAAUUGGAAGGAAAGCAAAAGAUUUAUAUAUGGAUCUCUCGUAUUGUUCACAAAAAAUAAUUGCAAAAGCUUUCUAGUCGGAACUAUUUUGCAACGUGACGUAGAACAUUUGAAGAAACGAAUUCUAGAUGUCAGUAUUAUUGACUCCACAAUGGAUUUCGACUUAUACAAUGGAGAUUUGUAUACCAUGAUAGAAUGCGAAGUGUACUUCGAGCCGUACCGCCAUGUGCUAAAAGCGCUGCAGGAUCCCAACUUCCCUAAACACCUGGCAAUGAACAAAUACAUAGUAGACGUGCAGAAGGAGCCCGAAAAUCCAGCCUACCUCACUGAACGCACCGUUUACACUUUAAAUAAAUACCGUCCGAGAAAGACUUUACGGAGUAUACAAAAAAGGAACCGGAAUGAACGUCGAAGAGGUCAUCGAUCAUAUUUUUCAUCUUCGGAUGAAGAUGAAGACGAAGAUGACUGGUUUAGAUGGCGCAUGAGAAACGAGGCUGAAAUAAAAUUUACAGUCCUUCGGGAUGAAACAUGGCCAUCAGAGACAGAGCUAGGCUUGAAUAAAACCCAAUAUGAAGCGUACAAACUUGCCCUCACCCAUGAGUUUGCCGUGAUCCAGGGUCCGCCAGGCACUGGUAAAACCUACCUCGGAGUCAAAGUUGCUAAGGCUCUACUAGAAAAUUUACCACAUUCUGAUAAUGGAUGUUCAAUGCUUGUCAUAUGCUACACAAAUCACGCAUUGGAUCAAUUUUUAGAGGCUUUGUUGCCUAUUACAGGCUCUCUUAUUCGAAUCGGUGGAAGAUCAAAAAGUCAGGUCUUGGAAAAACAUAACCUAAGCAAUUUCAGACGCUGGUCAUGCUAUAUCGAAAGAGAAAACCUCGAGUUUCAUAUUUGCAAGCUAGAAGAUUUAUAUGAAGCUUGCACAUCUCCUGAUAUUUUAUUAAACUACAAUACUGUUGUUAAUUACGCUGAAGAGUGUGAAAUCGUUCAAACAUUUUAUAAAGAAAAAUGCAAAGAUGCACUGAAACAUUGGCUGUUUGGAAACGUAGAAAAUGUUAAUAUUGAUAUUCCACGUUCAGAAGAACAAGUUCAAAGUAACGCAAAAGAACAUUUACAUGAAAAUAAUGAUGUGGACAAUGACAUCUAUGCCAGGGAUGAUCUGGAUAUAGAUGAUAAUGAAUUUGAUGAAGAGUCUUAUCGAAAAUUGUAUGCGAGCACAUUAAUAUCUUUUUCAUUGCCAAAAGCAGAACAGGAGAAGAAUAAGCUCGUGGCAUCAUACCAUAGAUUAAUUGAAGCUAUCAACCUAGAGGAGCAGAAAGAAGAAGAUAAAAAAAAAUAUCGUAGAAUACAGAAGAAAUUGCAAGAAUCACAAGAUAUACAACGCAAGAUAUAUCAACUGCUCUCGCAGAUAAAUACUUUCAAGGACAUGAAGAGAUGCCAGUCUCGUGCACCCAGAAUAAACCUCGCCGAAGUGGAGGAUUUAGAUACAGUUCCACUUAUAGAACGUUGGUCAUAUUACUAUAAAUGGGCCACCAUCACCAAAAAAUACCUGAGAAGACAGGACACAAUGAGAGAGAGGAAGGUCAAGUCUGCUGCGGAGGCUUACGAAGAGGCGCGUAUGAUAGCUGACCGUUCUUUCUUAAGAGGAGUCGACGUUAUUGGUAUGACUACAACCGCAGCAGCGAGAUUGCGAAAAUUACUCGUAGAAGUGUCACCACCAAUAGUGAUUGUGGAAGAAGCAGCGGAAGUUUUAGAAGCGCACAUAGUCACGGCUCUGACGGAAAAUUGCAAACACUUGAUCCUGAUUGGAGACCACCAGCAGCUGCGGCCGUCGGCUGCGUAUAUGCGGCUGGCUCGGCACUACCAGCUGGAGGUGUCGCUGUUCGAGCGCAUGAUCCGCAACGGCGUUCACAGCCGCCGGCUCGGCGUGCAGCACCGCAUGCGCCCCGAGAUCGCCGCGCUCAUCUCACCGCACAUCUACCCCGACUUGGAGAACCACCGCUCCGUCGAAAACUUCCCGCCCGUGCGCGGCGUUACGCACAAUCUCUUCUUCUUUUCGCAUGACUAUAUGGAACAGCAAGAAGACGAGAGCUCUUCGCGCACUAACACCAUGGAAGCAGAUUUUACGCUCCGCCUGGCGAAUUAUUUAAUGCAGCAAGGGUACGAGCCUGAUGAAGUUACUAUUCUAGCUGCUUAUUCUGGACAGAUGUUCUAUUUGCGAAAAGAACGGUCACUAUAUGACCACCUGUCAGACGUGAAGAUCACAGUCCUGGACAACUACCAGGGCGAGGAGUCGAAGAUAAUCCUGCUGUCGCUGGUGCGCAACAACGACCACGACAGCAUCGGCUUCCUGGGCACCGAGAACAGGAUCUGCGUCGCCUUGUCCAGGGCCAGGGAAGGUUUCUUUAUACUUGGCAACAUCGAUUUGCUGAAGAGAAAUUCCACUCUAUGGACAAAUAUAGCUCAGACUCUGGAAGAUAACGGAUCGUUGGGGUCAACUUUGAAACUCAAAUGCGUGAAUCACGGGCAAAUUACCGAGAUUAAAUCGGUAAAAGAUUUUGCAAAGGUUCCCGAAGGUGGCUGCCUACUGAACUGUAAAUAUAACAUGCAGUGCGGCCAUCCUUGUCCGCGCAUGUGCCACGCCUACGAUAGGGCCCAUGACACCAUAUGGUGUAUAAGAGACUGCGAAAGGAAAAUCUGUGAAAUCGAAGGCCACAAGUGUCCAUUCGACUGCAGUACAACAUGUGAGCCAUGCAAGCGUUACAUGGUCAAGCAGCUGCCCUGCGGGCACACGAAGGCCUUGCAGUGCUAUAUGGCUGCGGACGAUCCAGCCGUUUACUGCGCCGAGGAGGUUACUGUCUCUUUGCCUGGCUGCGGGCAUGAGACAACCAAGCCAUGUUCGAAGAAGAUAUCAGACGUGAAAUGUGUAGAGGAGUGUGAAGCUGGACGGCUCCGGUGCGGCCACGCUUGCGUCCUUAAGUGCCACGUCAAUGAUGACCCCGAUCAUGAGAAUUACAAAUGCGAAAAACCUUGCCCAAGAGCGAAGGAUGGCUGCACAGCGAACUUGGAAGGUGAUCUUGGUGAUCACCAAUGUACACUAACCUGUGGCGAAUCUUGUCUUCCAUGUGAAGUUCAGGUGUACAAGAAGAGGUCUGGCUGUAAGCAUUGGAAGCAAGUAGCCUGCCGUGAAGAUGUGAACGCGGAGCCUUGCCGCAAGAACUGCGCGCGCUCGCUGCCCUGCGGUCACCACUGCAAGAAACGGUGCUCUGACACGUGCGGCGAUUGCAAACAAAAGGUGAAGAAAAGGAUACCCGACUGCAAUCAUGAGAUAGAGAUCGAGUGCGAUACAGAGCCGACUCGCGAACUUUGCAAAGAGAAAUGUGAACGGAACAUGACCUGCGGUCACCCGUGCCCGGCGAACUGCCGCAAGCCGUGUGACCCAACCACGUGCGUGCAGAUCACGGAGCAUAGCUCAGAGGCGCCGUGCGGUCACAUGGUCCAGCUGCCUUGUAACAUGUAUCAAGCUAUGCAGUCAGGCUCGGUGCCAGAUGCGAAGUUGCUCUCUGUUUGCACGGAGCCGUGCGGUACCGUGCUCCGCUGCGGGCACUCGUGCGGCGGCUCGUGCUCUGGCUGCCGCCAGGGCCGCCUGCACCAGCCCUGCGCUUCACGCUGCCACCAGCUCAACAUCUGCGGUCACAGGUGCGAGGAACCGUGCAACCAAGUGUGCCCGCCGUGCAGCCGGCGAUGUUCGGUUAAAUGCCCUCACUCUGUCUGCGGUAAACCGUGCGGCGCGCCAUGCACGCCUUGCACGGAAACUCCAUGUGGACGGGCGUGCGAGCACUCAGCGUGUAAACGUGCUUGCGGUGCGGCGUGUUCGCGGCCGCCGUGCUCGCAGGCGUGCGCGCUGCGGCUGGCGUGCGGGCACGGCUGCCGCGGGCUGUGCGGGGAGCCCUGCCCGCCCGCCUGCCGCCUCUGCCGCCCCGGGUCCUACCCCACCGACCUGCUUGGAGACCCAUACGAUGACGACGCCAAGCUUAUCCAGCUACAGGAUUGUCCUCACAUCUGGGACGUGGACACGUUGGAUACUUUAAUGAACAGUGAAAAUGAAAGCAUUCAAAUCAAGGCGUGCCCGCUUUGUCGCGAACCUAUCAUCAAUACCUACCGGUACAAAGACCUGGUAAAUAAAAUGCUGAAGAACGACAUCAACCCUAUCAAGGAGAAGGUUUAUGGAACUGAACAGCUUAGGUCAAAAAAACGAGUUGAGCUCUAUAAAAAAGUAAAAGACCUGGGAGAAACUCGGAAACUACCCAGAGAAAACAAUUACUGGAACACUGCAUAUAAUGCGUUGCAACAUGCCGUCGGUGGUAAAAGCAAAGAUCUCUCCGUUUUACAUCUCGAAAUGUAUCACGUCUACUUCGACAUUCUGGCUGAUGUCGGGGAAUAUUAUACCAAAUACGUUGCUGAGAAUUUAACAGAACUGAAAAGUGAGAUGCAAGACCAAGUAAAAAUGAUCUGUGAAGCUCUGGUCGCGAAUAAACAGAAGAUAAGCCAACAGCAACAGGUAGAUAUCGGGCAAGAGAUGAAGCGUAUGAACUCCAUCGUUCAGCUAGCUCAGAUUCUAGAACUGAGUAAGAAUACAACCAACGCCGAGGUGUUGGCUGUAGCUAAAACCGCUAAAGAAGCUGUUUUGACGUGGAGUUUGUAUGAUGAAGAAAAAUCUGUUGAAUGUCUGAAGAAGCUCGAGGAAGCUGUGAAGUUGUCGGGUAUUGCUAGCAGGGAGGAGCGCGCGAUGAUAGUGCGCGCGAUAGGGCUGAAGGCGGGGCACUGGUACAAGUGUCCCAACGGGCACUUCUACUGCAUCGGCGAGUGCGGCGGCGCCAUGCGGCUGUCCACGUGCCCGGACUGCGGCGCGGCCAUCGGCGGGCAGCGCCACGCGCUCACGGCGGGCAAUCAGCAUGCCGGCGAAAUGGACGGCUCGCGCUUCCCCGCUUGGUCUACGGCAGCCAACAUGGCCAAUUUUCACUUAGAUUAGUACACUUUACGUUUUCUUUGUUUUAUAGCUUUUAAACGAAGUAAUUUUAUCAAAAAUGUUUAAAUUUGAUUUAGCACUACUCUACUCGUAUUAAAUAUCUUCGUAAUCUCUUUGAUAAUCUCAAAAAUGAAAAGUGUUCAGCUGUUAAAGAAAUGCUGUCUCGAUUGUUUUGUUAGAUUGCUUAAGAAUCUAUUGUGAUUUAAGUUUACUUACGUUAGUGUAUACUUUGCCUACUUAUUUUUUUUUACUUUAUUUACCGUAGACUUACCUGUAAAUCAGUCGGUUUGCUGUAUGUUAAUUGUGUUUGCUAAUUAAUAAACAGAUUGAGUAAA